AUGGCAACCUCCUUCCAAUCACACGUCCACCACAAUUUCGAACCUCCCAAUUCAGACCUCCUCUUCGGCGGACGCCGAGUCUCAGAUAUCCUCCGGGAUGGGAACACCUCAAUUUCCCGCCGCAGCUCCCGCAAGUCAAGCACAGACAACUUCGCCUUAACCGAAUUAGUGCAUUCACUUGCCAACCGCAGCAGCAGUGACAUCCUCCCAUCAAGACUCAUUGGAGCAGACUACGAGACCAUUUUAGAAUGGGUUAGCUCCGAACGGAUGAGGAAGCUGCCAGCGGAGGGAAGCAGCUAUGAUAAGGUGCUGGUGUGGGCAAGGCUAUUUGUUGAGCGUUUGCAUUCGUUUGAUUUGGCUGUUGAGAGCUUCGCGGGGGAUAAUCAUAUGGCAGCGCAGUUGGCUUAUGUUCAUUGCGCUAGUUUACUUGGCCUCGGAGAAGAAAACUCCGGCGCCCUACUUGACCUCUUUGGCUUCUUCUACCGCUGCUCUAUGGGCCUAGGCAACCUGCUGGACCGCGCUGAACUGUUCAUCGUCUCACAGAACAUCAAAGACCAAUUGAUUCUGGCUUUGGCGGAUUUGGUUACCCUCGUUGUCGGGGUGGCUACCCACUUCCUCGACUCGCUGGGACAGUUGGAGUCUGGUUCUGUGUCGAUUGAUAUUUAUAGUACCUUUGCAGCACCUAUUGAGAGCUUCCGUACGAGAUGUGAGUAUGUUGCUGAAUUGAUGUGGAGCCAUCAGUUGGCGCAGGAGGGCGUUGAUACUAAAGUGGCCAAGCUCGAAACAAUCAGGCAAUGGCUCGAGCCUGAAGAUCCCGUGCUUGGGAACAUCACAGAGAGAACCGCGCAAUUUGCCCAGGAGCGCGAGGAAUCGACCUGUCUCUGGCUGAUGCCAUACCUCAACCGUUUCCUCAAAAGUGACCAGCAUACAAUGGUCAUUACUGGCCAGCCUGGAUCGGGCAAGUCCAUUCUGGCAACAGUCAUCAAUGACCAGCUGCAAUACCCGAUUGGGGGUAUUAACUACAAAUCCAUCUUUGUACCAAUUAAUAGUCGGGUCCCAGCAAACUCGACCCCCCGCGCAGUUGCAAAAUCCAUCCUCUCCCAGCUCUUCGCCGGCCGCAUCGGCAACGUCCACCUCUACCAAAUUCUCUCAGACGCAUGUUCCCAGUCCCAAAAGACAAUCGACAACGAAUCAUAUGACAACACCCUCUGGACUGCUCUUGCAAACGCCUUACAGGCCAGUCUAAAGGGCGCCAAAGAACUCGUCCUUGUUAUUGACGGUGUUGAUGAAUCCAGCUGCGGCCAAUCCGCGCUCCUGAGCAGACUUCGGGAUGCAACGGCCAACGCAUCUAAUCUCAAGGUGAUCCUGCUGGCCUCAGAAAAGGAGUCGGCAGCGACUGCACCCAACGCACAGACUACGGUGCAUAUUACCCCGGAGCUGAUCUUUGAUGACGUUGCUGCUGUCAUCCGGAGAGUUUUCCAGGAUUGUCCGGCAUUCGAUCAGAUGUCUGAGGAACAGCGGGAGUUGACCGUCACCCGGAUCACAGAGGCAGCUAACGGCUCAUUCCUGUGGGGGAAGCUGGCGACAAAGAAGAUCCGGGAUGAGAAUUACUCCAACGCGGAGAGUCUAGCCAAGGCCAUUGAAAGCCUGGUUAAAGCGAAUUAUUCCGUCUCAGAUCUUGUGUCUCACCGUCUGGGACCCAAACUGCCCGAGGAUGGGAAGAAGAUUCUGUCCUGGCUCGCAACUGCUUCUCGCCCGAUGACAUUGCCGGAGCUUUCUGCUCUUCUCUCUGUGCAGCUGGAUAAGGGCACCAUCGUGGAGCAGGACAGCAACCCACUGACUCUUCUGAAGCCCGUGACGUCGCUGGUAUUUUACCAUAGUAACAUGCUCUAUCUGCGCCAUGGCCAGAUCCGUGCAGCUAUCACCGAUGCAUCCGCGAAAGGCUCCUUCUUGCCUAUCGUCAAGAACAGACACGCGGAUCUGGCGCAGAGAUUGCUGCUUUAUGUCAAGAGGACCGUGACCAAUGGCAGCGAGCCAUCCUUGACGCCCCCGGACGGACCAUCCACAUCGGCCCAGUUGGAAAAGUACCCCCUCUUGGACUUCGCCCUCAGGUACUGGGUGAACCAUGUGAAGACGGCAUUUGGCUGCACUUCAGACCAGGAAAUCAACACAGCGAGCAAGGAACUCCGUCCCGUCCUGCCCACGACCCCAGCUGUGCCAUUGCUUGAAACAACUGUUUGGAAGAAUAAGCCGACCCCAGCGCUGGUGAACUUGCAUACGCUGGAAACAAGCAUUUACGAUAAGAGCCUAACCAGCAACCACCCGGCAACUCUGCAAGCAGUUCUCUGCCAGGCUCACACUUACCGACCGCUCCGGGAUACAGCGCAGAUCCAAGUCAGUCAGGUCUUCUACCACGCCGUGAAGACCAGCCAGACCGUCCUCUCCGUCCAACAUGUCAUCACCAUGCAAAUCACCAAGGAGUUUUUGGAUAUCACCUCAAACCAGGUCACGACUUCCAAGACAGAUAUCAUGACAAAGCGGAUCGAGAUGCUUCAGCUGCUGGUGGAAUGCUACAAAAUUCACUAUGGCGCUGAGAGCGAGAUGGUCGUUUCGACAUUGACGCAGCUGUCGGAGCAUUACAAGUCAAUCAAGGAAGAGCACAAGGCGCAGGAGGUCUUGAAUUCAUUUCAAGGAACCUCCAUAACAGAGCCCCACAUUCGAUGGAAGUCUCUGUCAACAGAUGAAUCGUUGCUGGUGCAGCUUCAUGGCCGUCGAGAGUCGAUUCAGGAGGGCACUAUUCUCGCGCUCGACGAAAAGGAAGAAGACGAGCUCCUUUCCUGGUCCUACAACUUUGAUGCAAUGAUCAAGCGGGCCGAGAAAUUUACUGCCGAGGGCAAUGUGAGGGCCGCAGAGCGGACGUAUGUCGAAAUCUGGCAGCGAACAAGCAGGGACUUCCGUCUGCAACGCUCUUUGCAAUUGGAGUUGCAGAACAUCAAGGUUACCCUGAUGUACUCCAAAUUCCUGCAAUCCCAGAAGAGAGAAAAUGAAGCGUCUUCGGUUCUAUCCGGUUUCUGGGAGGAAUACGAACACAUUAUGACUAGCUCCGAAGCCGUCGCAUCGCAGUUGAUGGAAGUUGCUAAGGUCAUGAAGUCCGUUGAACUGUCGUGCACUGCUCUCAGUGUGUUCCAGAGGUGCGCCCAGAACGUCAACCGCCAGAGUUCCCUGCACAAGGAGCUCCAGAGUCUUGCUCAGUCCACUUCCAAGGAAGUCAUGCAGAGCGCGGGCACAUCGACAUCAACAAUGUCCGAAUCGAGUCUCCAGGAGAUGGUCUUUGGCAGUACAUCCGCGUCCGCGUCCAAGAAAGACCGGUUCUCUUCCACUGCCACGACCGCCCUAGUCCAGAUGUAUAUUUCCCAGCACCGCUGGCGCGAGGCCACCAAGACCCUGAAAAAGAUCUUGCUAAUAAUCUGGUCUGCGCUGUUCGUCCCCUCAGUCCACGACGUCGUCCUCCCGUCCGAGAACGUCGAACACUGCGUCGACCUCGCCGAAAAUCUAAAGGACUGCUACCGCUACCGCCAUCGCUCGGCAAAGGAAGAAGACAUUUGUCUACGUCUCUACCAUGCCGUCCGCCGUUCUCGACCAGCCGGCGACAAAUUGCUUGACCGAGUAACAAAGGGGCUCCUCCGCGUAUACGAGCGCACGACGCAGACAGAAAAGCUCAUCUCCAUUCACCAAGAUAUCCUGAAUGACUACAGCAAGCGGUUCGGAGAGGGCCAUCCGACGGUGCUUAGGGAAUUGCGGAUUCUGGCUGAAAUGACGCAUUCGCGCGCGGAAUCGGUUGACUAUUCUUGGCGCAUUUUCAAGGCUUUGAAUAAGGAUUCGAACGUCUGCCAUCGGGAUGCGUUCGAGCCACUGCUUAUUGUUGUCACGGAGUUGUUCAACCAGGGACGGUUCUCGGAUGCGUUACAGCCGUUUACGGUAUUGUUCAAUACGCUGCCGCACUCGAAUGUCAACCCUAAGCUCCGGGACCAGACGUUCGUGAAAUCGGUGUUUGAUAACUACGUGCAAUGUUUGCGUUUGGUCCACCGGGAUGUCCAUGUCAUUCAUGAUGUGGCGGCUCAGUAUCGCAAAACGUGCACGAGUGUCUUCGGAGCAACGGCUUCGAUCACGAUUCAGGCCACGCAGACACUCGCCAACGUCUGCCGCGAGUCCACGAAAUACGAGUCCGAGGCAGUGCAACUAUACGAAGAACUGCUCAAGAUCCAGUCGAACGAGGUAGAUAUCGAUCACGAUGACAUCCGCGCAACGCUGGAUGCAAUCUAUGAAGAUCAAUGUGCAUCUGUCUCCUCGUCCACAGAGUCCGUCUCAGCAGAGCAAAUGUACAAAGUGAUCUCCAUACGAAGCCGACGUCUCUCAACUACCCGGUCUACCAACGGCUGGGCUCACCAGGACUCGCUCUCACAGAUGGACGAGCUUGUUGCCCUAUAUGUCAAGCGAGGCGAGACUCAUGCCGCCGUAUCACUUCUCCAAGAGACAGCCAUCCAGGUGCUUGUGACAGAGACCUCAACCACGAGGCUGACCGCUGCCGCCAAACACAUCGCCUCCAGCUUCAUAGCAACAGGGCAAGUGCACCGCGCCAAGGAACUCGCGCAGGAGAUCUAUCGCCAGAUCGUGGCCAAGGAUACUGUCAACAUCAGCACAGCCAAGUUCGACCUGACUGUCAAGCACCGCCAGACUUUGGCCUUUCUGGCUCAAUUUGAGUACAGUAUCCGCGAGCGGGAGGAGUCGUCGCUGACGGUGAAUGAGAUCUAUUCAUCGCUCACGGCCGAGUAUCUGUACUUUGAGCAAUUUAGGGCGGAGAUCAGCUCCGCAAAGGCGAGUAGUUUCCAAAGCGUUAUUGGAACUGUUUCCCGUCUGCAUGGAUUCCUCCGCUCCAGAGGCCGCUGGUCGCCUGCUGCGAGACUCGUGGACCAAUUCACCAACUACUUCGUCUCAACGCAGAACGAGAAGAUCCAGGUGAGCGCAGGCCAGGCGAAGGUCUUCAUCAGCGCGCUACUAGAAUACUUCAGCACGCAUUCGUCGCACGACUUCCUCCGCUCUGUCGCCAUCGCCAGCUACAACCGCGUCGAACAACUCCUUUCCUCCAAAGACUACAAAACCGCCUCCGACCUAGCCCUGACCUCCUUCAAAUUCAUCCGCGCCCACGACGGCUUCUCCUCCUCCAUCUCAACCAUCAAGCUAGGCUUCAAGCUCGGCCUCGCCGUCUCCGGCCGCGACAUCCAACCGCACCCCGACCCCCCAACCCGAAAGAACAUGCUCACCACCUCCGCAAUAAUCAUGACCGACAUUCUCGGCUACUGCAAGCUCAAGAAGAUCGACCUCUCCCAGCUCGACCUCCUCAACCUAAACAGCCUCAUCGGCCUCCUCGACGAGCAGAAAGACUACCACAUGCUCGAAUGGGUCCUGUCUUCGCUCUGGAACAGUCGCGAGCGUCACGCUCCCUGGCAGCAACAGUCAUCCUACACCCUCGCCCUCGGCCGCAUGCUCGUUAUCACCCGCUACCUGGUCGGCGAUUACAUGGCUGCUAUCCGGCUGGCCAAGGACAUGGUGUACAACAGCGCGCGCGUACACGGUCCCCGCCAUCCAAGUUCCAUUGAAAUGACCAUCCUGCUUUCCCAGAUGUACACCAGCGUUGCGCAAGGGUACCAGAACCAGAAGGACCGCCGCGAGCUCGCAUACAGGUACUACCGCAAAGCCGCUGGUCUGCACGAGAACGCGCUCCGCGUGUUCAUCGACCCGACCGCGACCGAAAUGGUGGAAACUGCUUCCUCCGGCUCUGAGUCCGAACCACCUAGCCCUGGCGAGGGGGCGGAAGAGCGGACGGGUAAGUAUGUACGACAGCAUUUGCAUCUUCUUAAGCUUGCUGUUGAGAGGCUGGGGGACUGGCCCAAGGAGUACUCGGAGUAUGAGAGGUUGAGUGCGGAGCUGUUUAGUGCGUUUGGGGGUGAUUUGAAGGGCAUUGAGGGGGUUGAUAAGUGGAAUUUGAAGAACUUUGGGUCUGGAAGGGCUGAGGCGAGUGAUGAUUUGAUUUCGCCCAAGUCGUAUCCUGGGAUGACGUUGGAGAAACAUGCUGUUGCUGUUUGA
Molecule: messenger RNA, 6144 nt
Organism: Aspergillus chevalieri
Lineage: Eukaryota; Fungi; Ascomycota; Eurotiomycetes; Eurotiales; Aspergillaceae
Product: NACHT domain protein
Exons: 3
Coding region: 1-6144 (2047 amino acids)
Molecular function (GO): protein binding; ATP hydrolysis activity
Source: RefSeq, a predicted model, not a curated record